Papaver somniferum (opium poppy) is the source of this 396-nucleotide messenger RNA. RefSeq names its product NAC domain-containing protein 83-like. NCBI's taxonomy places the organism in Eukaryota, Viridiplantae, Streptophyta, Magnoliopsida, Ranunculales, Papaveraceae. Gene Ontology annotation, biological process: regulation of DNA-templated transcription. The record is from RefSeq and is a predicted model, not a curated record. Gene Ontology annotation, molecular function: DNA binding. The coding region runs from base 1 to 396 and encodes 131 amino acids. The transcript has a single exon.
AUGCCUGAUGCCAAUAUCUAUGACUGUCAUCCAGGACAUCUGUUAUAUAUGUAUGAAUUUUCAGAAAGAAACAAUGAUUCAUAUUUCUUUUCUCUAAGAGAGAAGAAAUUUGGACAUGGGGAUAGAGCUAACCGGGUUGUAAAAGAUGGCUCUGGGCUCUGGAGUAAGUCGAUAUCAAAGAAACCUGUCAAGGGAGUGGAUGGUAGGGUAAUCGGUCAUAAGAGUAACCUUGUUUUCUUCACCGGUCAGAAGAAAAGUAAGGAUGGAAAAACAAUUUGGCUUAUGAAAGAAUUUGAAAUAUCUGAUGAACAACAAGAAGAAGCCGGAUGCAGCGGCAUGAUGCCGUAUGAUUUGGUAUUAUGUCAAUGUGUAUAUACUAUGAAUCGGCUUAGCUGA